CCACCACCAGCUCAUGCCGACGAGAGGCAGCUCAUCGACCGAGAGGCGAGGGAGUUGUGGACGGUGACACGCGUAGAAUUGCUGGAAGCAGGUUGAAUAUACCGACAGGGAUCGAAGAUGGAACAAUGAAAAAUCAGUUAAACCACGCCCUGUUGCAUCCCUCCCAAACCUGCGCUUUGUUUCUUAGGAGAAUUAGACACCGAUGCGGGGAAGCAGAAGUUUUCUAUCCUUGAACUAUUGGGCCCUGAAUGAAACGGAUCGGAGCCACGUGGCGUUAAUAUCGGUGUUGAAGUUUGGUGGUGGAGGAUUCCAUCGUGCUUUUGAUUGUAAGCCCUCUUUCUUCUCCCAUGUUUGAUGGAAAUUAAUGCAUCUAUAACGAAGCAACUGCUGUCUUUGUGGCCAACUGGUCAGUUGAAUUUUGUAUAUUCGUAAAUUUGUCAUUUUCACUUGUGCAAGUGUCAUAGAUCGAUUUUCCAAUAACAUUUUUACUUAUGCCUUUACAAGUUGAAGAGAUAUCACUAUCUGAGAUCUGAAUGUUAUAUAUUUAUUCAAAAGAAAUUUGAGCCUAGUUAGUAUGUUCGAUUUUCCAAGUGUUCUAUGAAAUUUUCGAGCAUAUAUGAUUUUUAUGGAAAGGUAGGCCCAUAUCCUUUUAAAUGAAUGAAACGCACAUUUUAUCAAAUAGUGAAACAAAGAAAACGUAAGUGCAAAGCAGGUCUGUUGUAUGUUAAUUUUCUUGUAAUCAUGUGUCAAAUUUGAUGCAGCAAUUUUUUUUUUCAAAACCCAUGUUGUGAGUGUUCGCUGCUGAUGUAGAAUGCAAAGUGUAUAUCUCAUUUUUUCCUUGUUUAUUAAUGAUGACAUACUUCAAAGAAAUAUUUAGUUGACAUUAGAACUUAAUAAUUUGAAGCACAAAACAUGAAUCAUGUCUGAUGUUUUAAAUUCUUAUAAAUAAUGUUAAACUGAACCCUGAAUUACAUAGAUAAUGACAAAUUUUAUGAAAAAAAAAAUUGCAAGAUCAUAAAAAGAUGGAAAAAAGUCUAUCAGUCUAUGAACAUGGUGGUGACUGUAUGUAAUUGGUAGCAUCAUGCCCUUGAAGUAUAUUCUCUGAUAGUGUUCUAUUGUUUCAUAAUUAGCUUUAACUUCUACAAUUUGCAUUUCUUCAGCAUUUUGUACAACAAGCUUAAUAUCGAGAUUCCCACUAUCUUUCUUCUUGGUUCCAUUGUGAAGUCCGGCAUCCCAGUCUUUUUUUUUUUUUUUUUUCUGAGGAUAUGUUGAUCUACUUCAGAUAAGUGUAAAUGGGUAAAGGCCAAUGCUUGGUGCAACGGUCAAGUACUGGCUGCCAGAUGAAAGUCACGGGUUCAACUUCUAAGGAGGGUUUAACAAUGGAACAGAGUUGAUAUGGUCAUUUUCCAGAUACAUGUUAGACAUGCAAGUUUCAAAAGAAAAACAAAUGAACGGCAGCUGUCUCAUACUGUUGACUCUCCAUCUUAAUUUUGAUGCAAUGGAGACCAGGACUGAAGGAUUCCUCUGACAGGAAGCCAAACUUUGGUUCAUGGAUUUGCUGCUCAUAUAGGGCUCAAUAUAACUGUUCCUUGCAGAGUCUUGUUUGCAGGGAAAUAGGUAACGCGCGUCUCUUUGAUCUACCACUAGCCGUGAUAAACUUGUGGAAUAUUUGUUUUGUUUCUCUCUCGUCUCUGCUGGUUUUUAGUCAGGAUAGCAUUCUUUCCAGGCCACCUAUCUAGCUCAGAACCACCAAACCCAACUGGCAAAUCUUUGUGCUGUUUCUCAUCUCAAUUUGUGUCAGUGAGACUGUGCUACACACUGCUGGAAAAAGGAAAAGUAAAACAAGGUUGGGGCAGAGUGACCAAAAGAGGUGAAAGUUCACAUACCAUCCAUCUGUAACUAGUUUCCUUUUGUGGGCCUUUUCUGUAUGUUCAAUUGUUGUUUACCUAGUUUCCCAGGAAUCUGCUUUUUUUGAACAUUAUGUCCACCCAUGUCUUCUCUUAACCUGAGGUCAUGCCUGUCAUUGUCCCUAGAAAUGGCCACAAGUUAAGCAACAAGCUGGUUCCAUAGCUGGAAUUUAAUGCUUCUAGUUGUGAUGAACAAAAUGCAACUAGUAGGAGAAAUGUUGCUAGAAACUUUGAAAGGAGUUUAUCAAUAUGACAUCCGAGCGUUGCAUGUGGUUCUAGGCUUCUAGCCACUUCAGCCAGCAUUGGCUUUGUCAAUGUACAUAUAUAGUCCAAAAAAGUUAAAAGGAGUGUUUUAAAUGGCAUUGAUUUUAUUCUUUACAACUUUAGAAUUGAAAUCCCGAGGAUUCUUAUCCUAGACUUUCUUUUCUUAAGAUGCUUGUUUAACUAGUGAACCUAAUGGUUCAAACAUCAAUAUUUUUUCGUCUUUGCAUCCCUCACAGAUGAUGUUGGAAGUAUUGCACAAUAGAGGAAAAGGAGCUAAUAUUUUGAAGUUGUGCAUGAGACGAAGAAUAAUUGUAUCUGUGCACUGGGUUGAGCACAUCAUUUUGCAAGAAGAGAGGGCCCGUGGAGGAGGACCGAUCGAGUCUCAUGGUUACCAACGUUUCCUCUCCCAAGCGCCUCCUCACAGAAAGCCACCCGGAUCCAUCUCACCGGAAAAUAUAUUUUCCGGUAGAGAAGCCGGCUGCAACCCCUCUUUCUCAAUUUCUUUUUCCUCUCUCUAUCUCGGUCGCGGGAUGGAGAUCCGGCGAAGGGUGUCGGCGAAACAGCCGGAAGGCAAGGGCUUCGCCACCGCGACCACCAACCAGGUGGGAGGGAAGGGGAAGACGCGGGUGGCAGUCGCCUCCGACGCGCUUCCCCUCCCAGCCAAUGUGACCAACAAGUUCUUUCUCGUCCUCUUCUUCCUCUCCUCAUACUACCUGAUGCGGCGGUGGCGCGAGAAGAUCCGGACCAAUACCCUCCUUCACCUAGUCACCUUCUGGGAGAUUGUGGGCAUCAUUUCCUUCCUCUCGUCAUUCAUCUAUCUCUUUGGCUUUUUCGGCAUCAUUUACGUUCAGCCCUUCGUCUCCAAGUCGUCGGAAGAAUGGGACGACCUUGAGCCGGAGGAGACGUGCUCCAAGGCUGCACCUGCGCGCUGCGCCGCCGCGCCUCCGCCCCCUGCCCAGCCUGCCGACCUCGCCGGUGACCCCGACGAGGAGGUCAUCAUGGGGGUCGUGAAAGGCACCGUCCCGUCUUAUUCCCUGGAGUCGAGGCUCGGGGACUGCAAGCGCGCGGCCGGAGUGCGGCGGAAGGCUCUGGAGAUCGUCUCCGGAAGGUCGGUCGAAGGGUUGCCGCUCGAAGGGUUUGAUUACGGGUCGAUUUUAGGGCAAUGCUGCGAACUACCGAUUGGGUAUGUGCAGAUCCCCGUGGGGAUCGCCGGGCCCUUGCUGAUGAAGGGGAUGGGGGAGGUGUAUGUGCCGAUGGCAACCACCGAGGGAUGCUUGGUCGCAAGCACCAACAGGGGCUGCAAGGCAAUCUAUGCAUCCGGCGGGGUUGACGUGGUGUGCCUGAGGGAUGGAAUGAGCCGGGCACCGGCGGUGAGGCUGCCGUCUGCAAGGCGCGCAGCGGAGCUCAAGUUCUUCCUUGAAAAUCCGAUGAAUUUUGAGACCGUCGCGAUGGUUUUCAAUCGGACAAGUCGCUUUGCGAGGCUGCGGAGUGUCAAGUGCGCCUUGUCUGGGAGGAUCCUUUACAUGAGAUUCAUCUGUGCAACGGGAGAUGCCAUGGGCAUGAACAUGGUUUCUAAGGGAGUCCAGAACGUGCUUGAGUUCCUUAACAACGAUUUCCCUGACAUGGAGGUGAUCAGCAUCUCAGGGAAUUACUGCUCUGACAAGAAGCCAGCUGCAGUCAACUGGAUCGAGGGGCGUGGGAAGUCGGUCGUCUGCGAUGCGAUCAUAAAGGAAGAGGUGGUGAAAUCGGUGCUGAAAACGUCAGUGCCUGCGCUGGUGGAGCUAAACACGAGAAAGAAUUUGGUUGGCUCGGCGAUGGCUGGUGCCAUGGGUGGGUUCAACGCCCAUGCCAGCAACAUAGUAACUGCCGUCUUCAUCGCCACUGGUCAAGACCCAGCGCAGAACGUCGAGAGCUCACAGUGCAUCACCAUGAUGGAAGUUGCUGAUAAUGGAAAGGACCUCUACAUCUCCGUCUCCAUGCCCUGCAUUGAGGUGGGUACGGUUGGUGGUGGUACCCAGUUGGCUUCACAAUCUGCGUGCUUGAACCUUCUUGGAAUUAAGGGCGCUAAUAUGGAGUCACCAGGGGCCAAUGCCACCAAGCUAGCUCUCGUAGUUGCUGGCGCAGUUCUAGCAGGAGAGCUCUCUCUCAUGUCUGCUCUUGCAGCUGGCCAGCUCGUGAAAAGCCACAUGAAGUACAACAGGUCGAGCAAGGACAUCAAGUCGGCGGCUACAUCAUGAAAUCCGGGAGGAAGAGCAGACGCCAACCACUUCAAGAAGGAAGGAGUAAGAAGACGAAAAGCAUAAAAGACGGAAAAGCAAAAAGGGUCGCCGGGAAGAGGAACAGUCUAUAGCCAUCUUCCUUGCGACCGUUUAGAAUACUUGUUCACCUUGUGUAUGUACUUAAUUUGGCAAUGUCCUGCUCCUCUUUCACCUUGUAACAGUAAAUCGGAGUCGGUUUCUUUUUGUUAUUCCCGUGGGAAUCUCUGUAUGAUGGGGACGGCAGCGCUUGAUGUAAUGGACACCCCCCUCCUGGGGAUGCUUCUGUGGCUGCUCCUAGUUUGACUGGUGAUUCCCUUUACUGUAUUUGUUUCCUUGUGAUGGCCGUGUUUGCUGUAUUUGUUUUACUAUCUAGAAGUUUACUUUGAAGUCUUGCGGUCC
Molecule: messenger RNA, 4828 nt
Organism: Nymphaea colorata (pocket water lily)
Lineage: Eukaryota; Viridiplantae; Streptophyta; Magnoliopsida; Nymphaeales; Nymphaeaceae
Product: 3-hydroxy-3-methylglutaryl-coenzyme A reductase 3-like
Exons: 6
Coding region: 2408-4408 (666 amino acids)
Biological process (GO): sterol biosynthetic process; coenzyme A metabolic process; isoprenoid biosynthetic process
Cellular component (GO): endoplasmic reticulum membrane; peroxisomal membrane
Molecular function (GO): protein binding; hydroxymethylglutaryl-CoA reductase (NADPH) activity
Source: RefSeq, a predicted model, not a curated record